Angiostrongylus costaricensis is the source of this 474-nucleotide messenger RNA. NCBI's taxonomy places the organism in Eukaryota, Metazoa, Nematoda, Chromadorea, Rhabditida, Metastrongylidae. The record is from the annotation of a GenBank genome assembly.
CAAAGAUCGCAGUUCGAUAUAGUAUCCUCCGCACAGUCAACGCUGUAUAAUAUCCCUUACGACUAUAAAUCGGUAAUGCAUUACGGAAAGGCAGCGUUCGCUCGGCCAGGCACAGUAACCAUGGAAACGCUUGAUUCUAGAUAUACGAAUGUGAUUGGAACGCAAACUGACGCCUCCUCAAGCGACUAUCAAAAGGUUUGCAACAUCUACGGCUGCAAAGUGUGUAACAGUGGAAUCACAGGAACAAAUGAUGAGAAUACAGAUAAAUGGAGACCCGAACCUGAACCUGAGACUGAGCCUGAGACUGAGCCUUCGACCGACAAAGAGUGUUCCGAUAAGUUGACGAAUGUUUGUCGAACAGUGAAACAACUGCGAGUUCUUGACUGCAGUUACGGCUAUGCCAAGAAGUUCUGUUGUGCUACUUGCAACGCUGGAGAAUCGGGCAGUCCUGAUCUGUACUAUAACGACCACUGA